This is a messenger RNA of Chiloscyllium plagiosum (whitespotted bambooshark), 6074 nucleotides long. RefSeq names its product synovial apoptosis inhibitor 1, synoviolin (gene syvn1). Gene Ontology annotation, cellular component: endomembrane system. Gene Ontology annotation, molecular function: ubiquitin protein ligase activity. The record is from RefSeq and is a predicted model, not a curated record. Lineage: Eukaryota; Metazoa; Chordata; Chondrichthyes; Orectolobiformes; Hemiscylliidae. Gene Ontology annotation, biological process: proteasome-mediated ubiquitin-dependent protein catabolic process; ERAD pathway.
CACCCCCCCGACCGGAAGUGAGUUGUCUGAAGACAUCUCAUCGCAAUCGGAGCGGCGGGAGGGUGUCCGGUGGUCGGUGAGUGCCGGCCCUUGGGUGUGAGGUGACCCUCUGCCUUGCCCUCGGUCUCCCCUGCGGCCACUGGUGGGUGGGGAGGCAUCCAACGCCAGUCCGGCCGAACCCUCGCAAGUGGCGUCUGUGGGUUCAAGGCUUGGCUGCCCCUGAACAGGGGGGUGGGUUAGUGUCCACCCCAACCCCCCCCGCAGCUGAUUCCUUAGUCCCCUUCAUCUGUUUAAGAUAUCUUCCCAGCUUUUCUGCUCCCUUUCCCUCCCUCAACUACUUGAUUUGGAUGUCUUCCCAGCUCCUCUUCUAAAUCCUUCCCAUCCUGUUUUAAAAAAAGUUUCCCCCACUCCUCUAAAACCCAUCCGCCUAUCUAAAUAACCCCGCCCCUCUAAAACUUCCAGCUGUUUAAAUAUCUCUCCUCUGACUUUUGAUGGUUUGACAUAUUCCGUGUUUCGCUUUGAGGAGAGAUUUUGGGGUAGUGAUAAUGUGACUGUAUUAGUAAUCCAGAAGUACAAAGCUGUGGGAUCCCCAAAGUCUAGCUGAGGAGUGCCAGCAGAUCACCAAGUGGUCCUCAUUCGGAGCAACACACCUCCCCUUUAGGAGGGGUGGUGAAGGACUGACUUUUUUUUAAGAAAAGAAAACAUUUUGCCAGGGCCCAGUUCCGGGACUCAGGUUCCCGGUUAAUCUCCAGCAAGCUGUUUCCCGCGGGGAGGGACGCGAUGGUCCGAUCGACGUUGGCCACCGCAGCCAGCCUGGUGCUCACCACAACUGUGGUCACCCAUGCCUAUUACCUGAAGCGGCAGUUUUACCCUACUGUGGUGUAUCUGACUAAAUCCAGCCCAAGUAUGGCGGUGCUGUACAUUCAGGCGUUUGUCUUGGUCUUCCUCAUCGGCAAGUUCAUGCGGAAGGUGUUCUUUGGGCAGCUGCGUGCUGCAGAGAUGGAGCAUUUAAUCGAGCGUUCCUGGUACGCUGUGACUGAGACUUGCUUGGCAUUCACUGUCUUCAGGGAUGACUUCAGUCCACGCUUUGUGGCCCUCUUCACCCUGCUGCUCUUUCUCAAGUGCUUCCACUGGCUAGCUGAGGACAGGGUGGACUUUAUGGAACGGAGUCCAAACAUCUCGUGGCUGUUUCACUUCCGAGUUGUCUCACUGAUGGGUUUACUGGCUCUGUUGGAUCUGCUGUUUGUAAACCAUGCCUGUCACAGCAUCAUGACCCGGGGAGCAUCCGUCCAGCUGGUGUUUGGCUUUGAGUAUGCCAUUCUCCUCACAAUGGUGCUGACCAUAUUCAUCAAAUACAUUCUGCACACCAUCGAUCUUCAGAGUGAGAAUCCCUGGGACAACAAGGCUGUGUAUAUGCUCUACACCGAGCUCUUGACAGGGUUCAUUAAGGUGCUGCUCUACAUGGCCUUCAUGACCAUAAUGAUCAAGGUUCACACGUUCCCUCUGUUUGCCAUCCGUCCCAUGUACCUGACCAUGAGGCAAUUCAAGAAGGCAGUGACUGAUGCCAUCAUGUCGAGAAGAGCAAUUCGCAACAUGAACACGCUGUACCCCGAUGCCAGCCUAGAGGAGCUCCAGCAAACCGACAACGUCUGCAUCAUUUGCCGUGAGGAGAUGGUAACUGGAGCCAAACGCCUACCGUGUAACCACAUCUUCCACACCAGUUGCCUCCGUUCGUGGUUCCAGCGGCAGCAGACGUGCCCCACGUGUCGCAUGGACGUGCUGCGAGUCACACUCCCCACCCAGACGCCGCCGCCGCAGCCGCCUCAGCCGCAGGUGCCACAGACCCCCCUGGUCCCCCAGCAACCCAAUCUGCCUCCAGGGAUGCCGCCCUUUCCGCCAGGAAUGUUCCCCUUCUGGCCGCCCAUGGGCCAGCACCUCUUCCCGCAGGCUCCUGGUGCAGCUCCGAAUGUGCCACAAUCAAACACGUCAGCUCCUGCUGGUGCAGAGGGCCAGGCAAGCGCUGGUGAAGAAUCCCGGAGCACUGAGACCAUGUCGGGGACUGGAUUGGAGACGCCCGGUGCUGGAUCAAUCCCAGGAUUUCCCUUCUCCUUCCCUCCCUUCCCGUCGGCUCCUUGGGUGGGAAUGCCCCCCCCUCCGUUUGGAAUGCCUCCGAUGCCGAUGCCACCAUCUGGCUUUGCCGGAUUGACAGACGAGGAGCUCCGAGCGAUGGAGGGUCAGGAGCGUCAGAACCUGGAAGCACGGCUCCAGUGUCUUCAAAACAUUCACACACUGCUGGAUGCAGCCAUGGUGCAGAUCCAUCAAUACCUCUCUGUUGUCGCUACUCUCAGUCCGCCCAGACCAACGGCAACUACCAGCUCAGCACCAAGCACAGAGUCAACGGAUCCAACGUCUGGAUCACAGGUGGAUUCCACUGGAGACUCCCCUCCUCCUGCUUUCGACAGCACCUCUGCACAAUCUCCCUUGCAACCUGAAGAAAUAGGGCAGAUUGACCUGGAAGGGGCAGUGGGAUACUCUGUACCUGACUCGGCCGAAGUCCCGGACGAUGAGAAGGACGCUCUCAGUGAACCAGAUGCAGCCGAACUGCGCCGACGGCGGCUGCGGAAACUCGACCUACCCAGUGGCCGUCACUGACCGCUCGGAUUAGACUACACGGCUCGACGCCGGGUCAGAGACGGGCGGUGGGAGGGAUGGGAGGGAAACUGGAGGAUGGGAGACAGCCAGAGAGAACGUGGGGAGGGCUUGGGCUGCAGCAAGAGAGGGUGCCACUGUGUUCUCCCUCCCCUCUCUCUCUCAAAGAUGUGUUUUCUUUUCAUCCCUCUAUUCCCCACCCACCCCGACCCAUCACCAAGUGCCAUUGAUCCUACCCUAAUGCAGGGAAUCCAAGCUUUGAAUGUCGCUGCUGAAGACUCUGCAGCAAGUCUGAGAAUAUCGAGAAACGUCCAGUAAAAGGCAACAGAUACACCAGCUGCGAUCUCUUACGCUCUCUCGUUCUGUCCUUCUCCAUGCGCACACCCUGAUGUUUGUACCAAAAUUUGGCAAGAUUUCUCUCCCAUCCUCCCCUCUGCCCAUCCCCACUUCAGAAGGUCAAUUGGGUUUGGACAGGGCUCCUGUUGCUAUCUGGCAUAGGGUCUUUGCGUGCUCGCUCGUGCUGUUUCUUUCUCUCUCUCUCUCUCCACCAAGCCCCUUCUCUCUCUGUAUUUGCCGCCUUCUCUCCUCCGUCCCCCUGUAUAAUAUCUGACAGUCAGUCUAUCUCUGGUGUUGCUGUGCGACAGGACCACACCUCAGUAGCCCUGUGUCCACUGUUGUCAACGGGACGAUCCAUACAGUGAGCCUGCCCUCCUCGAUGCACUUUGGCGACCUCUUCUCUUUCUCCCUGCCCCCCGCCACCACCAAAAAACACUUGCUGUCAACCAACCACAGCUGCAAUAAUUGUUUUUGACUUUGGAUUCUCCAAAUCCAAAGCGUUGAUGUACCUUCCCCUUCUCUGCAUGAACAGCCAGAGGGUGAGAGGUGACAUGAUCCACCUCCAGCUACAUGGGUUAAAACAGCUUGGAAUGGACUGAGUCUCGACGUGCUGGAAGACAGCUGCAUUAAAUAUCAUGCAGAUCAUUUGCCCGUCUUUCAAAUGUUUUUAACCUUCCUAUUCACUUGGUUUAAUAAUAUGGCUCAUGUGUUGGAUCAAGAGUUUUCUCGAACAUUAUAAAACAGCAGAGCGAUCAAUGAUCACAAUUAAGUAGAUGCUCAUCUGCUUUUCAUGUGAGAGGGAGGUAAUAUCUCUCCUUUGUCUGAAUAAGCCUCUUGUCAAUCUUGGGCGCGGGUAUGGUGGAGAAAGAGUGUGAAGAGGCUUGGAUAGGAGAUCUGGGAACUAGGUCCAAGAGGGACACUUCAGCAGUUAAACUUUCACCCAUUGCAAUAGGAUUAAACUGACAGCUUCUUUCAAACUAAAUAGACACAGCUUGUGACUUUGGGACUUGUAGAUUGGCUGAUUUUUUUUAAAAAGUUUUUAAUUUUACAUAAAGCACUUUGUUUCUCAUUUCAAAUCCAUUGUAGAGAAGUCCCUAUUUCUUACUUCAUGUCAAAUAUAUUAGAGUUGUGUUUGUGCGCAUAUAACAUGCGCUAGUCAAGAGGAGGGGGGUUUUGUCAGUUUUCCUUUCCCGCUCUCCUGACCAAUCGUUCUCUGGGGAUUGGCGAGGGGCCUGCAGCCCCCACCCUGGUUUGCCCCCUGGCAAUUACUCUCUCUUAUUUUUGGUGCCAACUGUGAUUUCAGAGGCUGUGGAAAGGGUCGAGCAAGUGAAUCCGCUAGUUUGUCAGAAACAGACACGAGGGAAGGGGACAGGCCUGCCUUCCCAUUCCUCUCUUUUUGCUAAUUUCUGCCCAGUGUAAAGAUCAGUGGAAAUGGCAUUGCGCAGAUUUAUUCCCACCACUGCUUUCUUCAAUGUUCCCCUGUCGAUUUAAAAGAUUUAAUUGUUGCAUGCACAAGAAAUUUACAUUCUCUAUUUGCAAAAAGCAGCUUUGUAAUUUCACUUCACAGAAUGACUGAACUGGCUGGUAUUUCACAACAAUCCUGUUGGCAUGUAUUGUUGCCAGCAGUUAACAGUGUGAGAGAACCUGUCUCCCCUUCUCCCUCUGGUGACCAAUAUAAUCCAGGACUUUGGAAAAUUCAGUUUCCCUUUCCAGUGUCAAUAUUGAGUUGGCUGAUUUGUGAAGGGGAAGAUCGAUCUCCCCAUGUCCCAAGGUGGUUGGUGAGGGGUGUGCUGGAGAUGUGGGCUGUACUGUGGAAUCCCAAGGGAUUGACUGCUGAGGCUGCUGUACAACUCACCCUCCCUGGGGGCAAGGUGAGCAAAGCCAUUGUGCUAUUGUGACAAUGUGGACUCCUCUACCUGGCUCAUGCCAGUUGUAAUACACGGCCUCCAUCCACUAAACUGCAUGCAGGAAGAAUUGGCCCUCCCAUCUAAGACCCUGAGUGAGGAUGAGAUGGGAUUUUCGUGUGGACAGAGCAUUCUGGAUAUGGAUGUGUCAGGUUUUUUGGGGCUGUUGAAGGAUCUGUCACCUCCACAACCCCUUCCACCUGCCAGUUGACAUUAAUUGGAGGGUUGGGGAAGGUAGGCACUUGAUGGUUUUGCUGUGGGGGAGAUGGGUCACGUAAACUUUGCAGUGUGGUCUGGAUUGAGCUUGCAGUUAGUGGCUUCUGUUGCUCUUGCUCUGAAUGACAGUGCUAAGAGCUUGCAAGGAAUCUUUUCCUGUUGUUGUAGUGGAAAACAGAAGGGAAAUGAGGCCUGUUAUUGUCCCUCUCCCUCUCUUUUGGGUAAUGCUGAGUGUUCAUUUGUAAAGUGCCUAGGAUGUGUUGGUAAUAAAAAUUGGGGGGGGGGAGGGGGAAAGAGAGAAAGAGUCUGAGGGCGUGCUAGCCUUCAUUAAUCUGUAACACAAUAAUUGGGAUGCAGGGUUCUGUUGGAAGCAAUUAGACCUACUAUAGUGUUGGAUGCUGUCCUUUCUUCUGCAAUCACCCUCUUUGUUGCUGUGAUACCAAGUAGAACACUGUUGUCUUGAUAGAGGCAUCUAUGCGAGUUGUAACUCAUUGACACCACCAAAAUUAAGCAGAAUCAAACAAACCAGGCAGUUUGGCGGAAGAAUACUGCUCCCAAAACAAUAAUACUGCUCCCUAAGGAAUAAGGCUUCCUCUUGUUUUUUUUUUCUAUUUGGAUUUGGCUUUUUGAAGACUAAAACGUUCCAAACCUUUCUGGUUGCCCGAUCAGCAAUGUUUCUUUUUUUUAAAACCCAUUUUUUCCCCACCACCAAAAAUUUUGGGAAGUAUCAAUUUUGAGAGUGUGUGUGUGUGUACAUGUGUCAGAUCUGUGAUUUUGAGGGUUGUUUGGAUCUGAGACAUGUGACCUACAGCAACCAUUUUCAGGUUCUCAACCUAAUGUAAGGAAUCUAAAUGUAAGAGCUCUAUACAGGUGAGGGUUUUGUGGUUGAUUAUUUAAUUUGUACAUAUUGUAUAAAAUUUUAAUAGCUGGAAUUGUACAUACUGCACAAUAAAUUCUGCUGGUUCUGUC